Messenger RNA from Beta vulgaris subsp. vulgaris (sugar beet), 279 nucleotides. The record is from the annotation of a RefSeq genome assembly. Lineage: Eukaryota; Viridiplantae; Streptophyta; Magnoliopsida; Caryophyllales; Amaranthaceae.
GUGACACGUUCACUAAAAAAAAACCCUUUUGUAGCGAAUCAUUUAUUAAGAAAAAUUGAGAAGCUUAACACAAAGGCGGAAAAAGAAAUAAUAGUAACUUGGUCACGGGCAUCUACCAUUAUACCCACAAUGAUUGGACACACAAUUGCUAUUCAUAAUGGAAGAGAACACGUGCCCAUUUACAUAACAGAUCGCAUGGUAGGUCAUAAAUUAGGAGAAUUUGCAUCAACUCUAAAUUUCCGGGGACACGCAAAAAACGAUAAUAAAUCUCGUCGUUAA